AUGGCGAAUAAAAGUUUUUUAUUUCCACCUUAUGUUAAUAAAUUUAGUUCACCUAAAAUAACCGAAGCAAAUUGGAAAGCUGCACUUGAGAUUUGGAUUUUGAAUCUUUCUUUGCUUCUAAAGUUAAAUGAUGAAAAAUUUAGUAAAGAAAUGAUACAAAAUGAAUCACUUCAAAAAUUCAUCGAAACUUUUCUUGGGAUUCGUUCAAAAUCCUGUAGACUGGUUUCAGAUCAAGUUGAUAGUUCGGCAAGUCUGGAAUUAGAUAAAAAAGUUUUAUCAGUAUUAUUAAGAUCCUCCGAACCUAAUAUUUAUUAUACUUCAAAUAAGAAGAAGAAUAAACUUUCAUUGGCCGAAGCUUUAUAUCAAGAUAAAAUUUUAUCAAUACCAUUUUUACUUGAUGUGGUCGCGACUUAUGGAAAAUCAAAUUUCAUUCAUAUCAAAAAGUAUUUUGAUAAUAUGAUCAAAUUGGUUCCUAAAUUAUUAGAAGAUUUUGAUUCUUACGCAGAGACAAUUAUCAAUUAUUUUAAAACCAUUCAAGAAAAAUUUCAAGAGAUGACGGAUGGUCAACAACUCGCUAAUAAUACGAUUCAUAUCUAUGUUACAUAUGUUUUGGAUAUUGGAAUUACUUUAGAUU
This is a messenger RNA of Diversispora eburnea, 634 nucleotides long. Lineage: Eukaryota; Fungi; Glomeromycota; Glomeromycetes; Diversisporales; Diversisporaceae. The record is from the annotation of a GenBank genome assembly.